AUGAUUAUCAUCAUAAGUUGUAACGUUCUCAUCAUCCUUCACACUCUCAAGAACUCCAUGAAGGAAAGACAUCACCCCGUCGCACAGCCUGUCAAGGUCGGAGUACACGAUGCCUUCACCGGUGUAAUUCCCUUUCUCGUAGCCGAGAAAUUUUUCGAGGCCUUCAGUAAGAUUUUUAAGAAUUUCUGCACAAUUUCCAUCAUGAUUUUUAUUAAUUUUACUAACUUCAUCACAAUGUUGACAAAGCUUUUCAAGACUGUUGAGAGACGUCAAAGACUUCUGAUGAGAGUCAAGGGAUUUAGACUCUUUUUCAGGGAAAGCAUUUUUGGCUUCAUUAAGCCUUUCUUCAGCAUCUUUAAGCUGUCUUUUAAGAUGAUCAACAUUUUCCCCCUCCUCAAUUUGCUUUUUAAGGCCAUUCACUUUAGACUGAAGGCUAUCAACUUUCUUUUUCUUAGCUUGAAGGUCAUCAAUUUUCUUUUGAACAGCUUCAAUUACAGUUGUAAUUUGCUUUGUAAGCUCAGGAAUUUGUGA
Messenger RNA from Babesia ovata, 531 nucleotides. Its product is annotated as peptidase S11 D-alanyl-D-alanine carboxypeptidase 1, putative. NCBI's taxonomy places the organism in Eukaryota, Apicomplexa, Aconoidasida, Piroplasmida, Babesiidae. The coding region runs from base 1 to 531 and encodes 176 amino acids. The record is from RefSeq and is a predicted model, not a curated record. The transcript has a single exon.